AAAAGGCUCCUCGGCGGCGUCGGGAGCACGUUCGUGCCGCCGGGAGGCUGAGCGCGGAGGAAGUGUGGCCCCGCUGGCGCGCCGUCCUGAGAGCGGCGGCCAUCUUGUGCGGGAGGCAGUGGAAGCGCUUCGCUGCGAGGAGGAGCGGCGGUCGCGCCUCCCUCGCCUGCCCUCUCCCCGCCGUCCUGCUGCUCUGCGCCAUGUCUGCCGAGAGUCCUGAGCCCGCCUCGGCCGAGGAGCAGAAGGAAAUGGAGGAUAAGGUGAUCAGUCCAGAAAAAGUUGAAGAAGCAAAAUUGAAAGCAAGAUACCCUCAUCUGGGCCAGAAGCCAGGAGGCUCAGACUUCUUGAGGAAGAGGCUUCAAAAAGGACAAAAGUACUUCGAUUCUGGUGAUUACAACAUGGCUAAAGCAAAGAUGAAGAAUAAGCAACUGCCUACUGCAGCUCCUGACAAGACAGAAGUCACUGGUGACCAUAUUCCUACUCCACAGGAUCUUCCUCAGCGGAAACCGUCUCUUGUUGCUAGCAAGCUGGCAGGCUGAUGAGAACAGCUGAACUGCAUGAUUAUUCUCAUUCCUGUUAUUUCUACUUAAUAGUUAUUUCUCACCCUCACAUCCCCUUUUUCUUUCUUACACUAAGUCAUGAGACUGACAGCUUUGCAGGUAGCGAUAGCAUGUGCUGCUAUUGUAAGGGAGUACUGUUAAGAGUAAAACAUGUAGUAUUUGGACUAGUUGAGAACAAUGCACUGAUUAAAAAUGACAAGUUUGGUUAGAGCAAUGUAAUCUACUUGAAAAUGUACAUAUUGCCCAUUUCCUAGUGUAGGACUGGUUCCAGCAAGUGACAUCGCAAGUUUUACAACUUCUAAUGUUUCUGCUUUUGUUAUUUCAUCUUAAUUACAGCAUAUUUGUAUUUAAUAUAACCUCCAGUUGUGUUGGUUUUUUCUUCUGUGUUUGGGUUUAUUGUCUCAAAUAGAGGUUUAGACCACAAGUUGCUAGAUGGUGAAGCAUGUAUAAAAACAAAGACAGGGCUCUGAUUGAAUUUUGUUUCUGCUUUUGAACUUGAACGGCCUUAAACCUGUUUCAGCUUUAACAAUAGAGUUUUUACUUGGGCAAUAUUUGCCCAUUCUGGUGUAACUCUUGUGAACCUAGUGCUUAUUGACAACUGCCUGUUGAAGCUGGUAUUCUCUUCAGUUCUGUAGCUUAGGACACACUUUUGUUGAAGAUGUGAAUGAAGUGUGCAUGUGCAUAGACUGUUGAAUUCACUCUUGUGCCAUUUUUGUAUAUACAAUAGUUUUGCACAACCUUUUGCAAACGUUUAUUAGUUUUGCGUUUUAGAAAGCAGAUAAUGUGCCAAUCAAAGCACAAGUGAUUCUGUAUCUUUGAAAGUCUUGUCCUGAAACUAAGAGCCCCAAAAUCUUGCUACUGAAAGUAAAAAAUGUGUACUUGAAAUUUGUGAAAUGCUUCACUUACACUUGGCUCAGCCUUACACUUUUGCAGUUGUAUAUUUUGAUUCGCAGCAACGUCCCACAUUCAAAUCUAAAUUUGGAAUUUGUACCAAUAUUUGCAGGCAAGUGCCCUUUCUGUUCAGUUCUUUUAAGCUUUUAAAGCUGAAAUGCUUUGUCCAGUGACCUGUGUGGCAAACACCAAAUCCAGCCUUGCUAAGGUUUGAUAUGCCAUUGUCUUUGGGCUAUUUUAGACUUCUGGAAGCAGAAGGUUGUAAUUUUAAUUAUUUUUUCUUUCCAGACUCCUGAAGUAGUAAUCUCCUUUUCUUUGUUAAACAAUAGCCCCUCCUUAGCUUUGGGCAGACAAAGAACUGGAAGUGGUUGAGAAAUAGGUAACUUCAUCUCAGAAAAUGGGGAUGAACUUCAUCUUUAUGAUGCAGAUUAAGUACUAGACUGCCAAAAUACGUAGUUGGUAUUAGGUAAUUUGGUGCGUUUAAAAACAUGUUUGUUCAGUGCAAUCAAAAUGUUAAAAGUGCAGUAUGAUCUGUAAGGCAAUUGUUUUUCAUACAGGUUCUUUGGAAAUGUUAGAAAACUUUAAAAAUUUAGAUUAGUUUACUGAAUACCUUUCUCUUGAAAGAAACAGUUCUGAAACAAUCCGUUAAAAGCAGAGCACCAAUGUGGGUGUUUGCAAGAGAAAACACUCUAAAAGAUGUAUGUUUUCAGAAGGAUGCACUUUGUGAUAACACCUUCAGAAAACUCUUACACGAUAAAGAACUGCUAGUCAGAAAAAACACUGCCCUUCUGCAGGCAAGCAUAGGAAAAUGAAUAAGAGAAAAUAAUCUUAACUCUGAUUUGCUUUUAAUUGGAACAUGAGAAAAGUAUACUGGUGUCUAUAUAAUGUCUUUGGUUCAGAGAAAUCAUUCCAUCUAACCUGAUGCUUUUCAGGUCCUUAUAAUAGCCCUUAUCCAGUAAUUAAAUGGGCUUUCAUUUAUAAAGGAUUUCUGAUUUUUUUGCAGAACGGUUGAAGAAAUGGACCUACUUGACCUCUUUAAGAAAGAAAUUAGGCUGGGAGAAUACCAAGGAAACUGGAUAUAUUGAAGUAAACUGCUUUUUAUAGAUGUUUGUCCUAAUGUGAAAAUCCCUCUUUAUUUUUAUAUGCACAAAUGAAACUGAAACAUAAUUGACAGGACUGGGCCUGAAACAAAUUUUGAACAAAUUUAAGAUGACUUGCUGUGUAUUAUCUGGUGCCACUAUUCUGUAGCUUACAUAAAGUGAGCUUUCUUCAUGUUUGUGAGGGUUCAAAAAAAACAGCCAUUUAAAUUUAAACAUUCCACUCACUUAGCUACAACUCAGCUUGUCCUGCUGGUUGGACAGCACAAGCUCUUCCGAUGCUCACUCAGUGACUUGCAGUUCUUAAGGCUACUAUAAAUUCAGCUAUGAAUAUAUUAUCCAUGUGUAUAUUUGAAGUACUGUAAUACUAACUAGGUCAAUGACUGAUUAUGAGCCUUCACAUCUGACAGACCUCAGCAGGCACAGCUUUUUUGAAUCUAUAUACUGUAUAAAAGUUAAGUCCAGUAAAUCAGACAUGACUGCAAAUUGAUGCUUACUUUCAGCUUACUCCAGCAAGAUAACUCAGCUACCCAAACUUAUGUACAUAAUGUAUUAUAUGAGUUUUACCAUUUGAUAAUUGCCUUUUUCAAAGAAAACCUGUCCACACUGUAGACUGGCAGUCCCUUUCAUAUCUUGCCUUUAAAGGUAGACAGUGUUUAGUUACUAGAGUAGUACUCAUCUAGAAUUAUAAUAGGAGAUAGCAUCAACAUUUUAUUUGAGAUAGUUAAGUGGAUUAAUUACAACUUCACAGAUAUAUCCCCAAAUCUGUAGCACCAAAGGCUUCCCUCUCAUUGUUCUUGAUGUAGUAGGACAGUGUUUGUGUAAAGGCCACAGGAGUACAUUUUGUUGGACAUACUUACACCCAGUCAAGAUGUUAAGGUGAUAAAAUGUCAAUUGUUCUUAACAAACUUACACAUUGUAUAGUAUACAGAAUAAAUUGAUCUACUUAGUUUUUAUUGCAA
Messenger RNA from Pogoniulus pusillus (Red-fronted tinkerbird), 3510 nucleotides. It is a transcript of the gene ARPP19, whose product is annotated as cAMP regulated phosphoprotein 19. Gene Ontology annotation, cellular component: cytoplasm. NCBI's taxonomy places the organism in Eukaryota, Metazoa, Chordata, Aves, Piciformes, Lybiidae. The transcript is spliced from 3 exons. Gene Ontology annotation, molecular function: protein phosphatase inhibitor activity. The coding region runs from base 201 to 539 and encodes 112 amino acids. The record is from RefSeq and is a predicted model, not a curated record.